CAGUCAGAUGAAGACAGACAGCAGCAGCAUCUGUCAGUGUCUGCUGAUGAAGGGACGACGUCUCUUUGACCUCAUCUGAACGGACUUUAACAGGAAGCCACGAUGACGGCAGUGGAUCUUUUCAACACUUUGGAGGAUUUAAAAGAAGAGGAAUACGUGAAAUUUAAAUGGCAUCUGCACCAAGACCUCCUGGAAGGCUUCCAACCCAUCAAAGCGUCCAAGCUGGAGAACGCAGAAAGGCAGGACAUAGUGGAUGUGAUGGUGAACACCUAUCGGCUAGAGGGAGCUCUGACGGUGACAAAGAAGGUUUUAGAGAUGAUGAACAGGAAUGAUCUGGUCCAGAGUCUGCCAGACACCGGCUCAGGACCACAAGAUAUGGCUGCUGCAAACUAUCUGCAGUCUGAAGAUCAGUUUCUGUGCUCCAUCUGUCUGGAUGUGUUCACUGAUCCUGUCACCACACCAUGUGGACACAACUUCUGCAAGAACUGCAUUACUGACCACUGGAAUACUAAUGACCAGUACCUGUGUCCCCUGUGUAAGGAGCGUUUUACCACCAGACCUGAUAUGAAGGUCAACACUUUCAUCUCUGAGAUGGUCACUCAGUUCAGACAGUCAGCUCAACAGAAAGCCAGCAGCAGCAGCUCAGAGCAACAAGUGUCCAAACCAGGAGAAGUUCCCUGUGACGUCUGCACUGGAACCAAACUGAAGGCCCUGAAGUCCUGCCUGGUGUGUCUGGCCUCCUACUGUGAGACUCACCUGGAGCCUCAUCUGACUGCUUCACCUCUGAAAAGACAUCAGCUGAUCAACCCUGUGGAGAACCUGGAAGGCAGGAUGUGUAUGGAGCACGAUAAACCUUUGGAGCUGUUCUGUAAGACCGACCAGACAUGUGUCUGCAUGCUCUGCACUGUUUUAGACCACAAGACACAUGAUGUUGUUCCUCUGGAAGAAGAAUAUGAAGGAAAGAAGGCAGAGCUAGGGAAGACAGAGGCUGGAAUUCAGCAGAUGAUCCAGAAGAGACGACUGAAGAUUCAGGAGAUCAAACACUCAGUUGACCUCAGUGAUGAAGAUGCAGACAGAGAGAUAGCAGAAGGUGUUCAGGUCUUCACUUCUCUGAAGGAGUCUGUUGAGAGAGGCCAGAAUGAGCUCAUCAACACCAUCAAAGAGAAGCAGAAAACAACAGAAAAACAGGCCGAAGCUUUCAUCACAGAGCUGGAACAGGAAAUCUCUGAGCUGAGGAAGAGAAGCACUGAGGUGGAGCAGAUGUUACGCUCUGAAGACCACCUCCAUCUUCUCCAGAGGGUCCAGUCCCUAAACAUCCAACAACCUCCACCCACUAAUGCCUGGACAGAGGUCAGCGUCCGUCCAUCAUCAUAUGAGGGGACUGUGGUGAAAGCUGUUGUUCAGCUGGAGGAGACGCUCUGUAAAGAGAUGAAGAAGCUGGUUGAAGCCGAGCUGAAGAGGGUCCAGCAGUAUGCAGUGGAUGUGACUCUUGAUCCUGAUACAGCACACCCUGCUCUCAUCCUGUCUGAUGAUGGGAAACAAGUGAAUCACGGUGAUGUGAUGAAGAAUCUCCCAGACAACCCAGAUAGAUUUUCUAAGUGUGUUUGUGUUUUAGGAAAACAGAGUUUCUCUUCAGGCAGAUUUUACUUUGAGGUUCAAGUUAAAGGAAAGACUGCAUGGACUUUAGGAGUGGCCAGAGAGUCGAUUGACAGGAAGGGAAAAAUCACACUGAGUCCUGAGGAUGGUUACUGGACGAUAUGGUUGAGAAAUGGAAAUGAGUACAAAGCUCUUGCUGACCCUCGAGUCCUUCUCUCUCUGAAGUCUCCUCCUCAGAAGGUGGGGGUGUUUGUGGACUAUGAGGAGGGUCUGGUCUCCUUUUAUGACGUAGAUGCUGCAGCUCUUAUCUACUCCUUUACUGGCUGCUCCUUCACUGAGAAACUCUUCCCAUUCUUCCAUCCCUGUAUUAAUGAAGGUGGUAAAAACUCUGCCCCUCUGAUCAUCUCUCCUGUCAGAGUAAACUAAUCACUGAUCUCAUUUCAGGUAUUGAUUCAUUUUCAAUCAAGGGAACAAAUGUACAUAUUCAUAUAUUCUACAUCUUAUUUUCUACAGAAUCUGUUUCCUGUGGUGACUGAUUUACACUUUAUUCCAUUUAUUAUCAUAUGUUAAAUGUGCAGCAAUUCUUUACAAAGUGAAUCAAACUUCAUCUUGACAUAUUUGGUGUCUUUAGAAACUGAUUUCUUCUGGAAGUUAUAAUAAAUGUCUGUGGGUUUAACAGAGGUUUAAAUAGAUAUCGUCUACAUAACGUGUGUCAUGAUGCAUCAAAUUAAUGUGUUGAUGAUGUAAUCAGAUCCACAUUUAUUAGUAUUUGAUGAGCAGCCCCAGAAAACAAAGUCUUUUGGAUAAUUACUGGUCACUUUGGCCAUUUUUUAUUGGUUUCAUGAAUUCUGUAAGAUGGUUUAUGAGUCAAAGAAAUGUGUAAAUAUGUGAUUGUAGAAUAAAAAGUGUAAAAUAAAGCAGGUGUUGAACACAAGGCCUGAGGAAGCAGUGAGAACAGAAAAGCUGGUUUACACACAAGUUGGAUUUCAGUCGAGGAUGAUCUUUAUUGUUGAGAAUAAAGUUGAACUUUCAGUAUUAGUGCCAGACAUAAAAACAAUAAAUCAGAGAU
Etheostoma spectabile (orangethroat darter) is the source of this 2665-nucleotide messenger RNA. Its product is annotated as E3 ubiquitin-protein ligase TRIM39. NCBI's taxonomy places the organism in Eukaryota, Metazoa, Chordata, Actinopteri, Perciformes, Percidae. Gene Ontology annotation, molecular function: zinc ion binding; protein binding. The record is from RefSeq and is a predicted model, not a curated record. Bases 103 to 2022 code for a protein of 639 amino acids. The transcript is spliced from 3 exons.